Molecule: messenger RNA, 861 nt
Organism: Anopheles nili
Lineage: Eukaryota; Metazoa; Arthropoda; Insecta; Diptera; Culicidae
Gene: Osi8
Exons: 2
Coding region: 1-861 (286 amino acids)
Source: RefSeq, a predicted model, not a curated record
AUGCAGCUGUUCAAGUGCUUGUUGGUGAUCGGGUGCCUAGCGACGGCGUCGCUUGCCCACAGCGCUUCGGCCACGUUGCCGAUCAGCUCGAACUCGAUCGAUGGCAGCGAAGGAUCGCAGCAGCAGCAGCAGCAGCAGCAGACGCCCCGUGCCGGUUCGUACCUUGGCGAGAUCAAGUACCUGUACAAGACGUACCAGGAUUGCGCCAGCGGUGACGUGUCCACCUGCCUGAAGCUGAAGCUGUUCACCAUCCUGGACCGUGUGGCCCGUUCGACUAAGGACUUUAAGCUGAGCGAGGGCGUGCGAUUCGUGCGCGAUCAGGACUCAACCCUCGACGCCAGCCCGCUCCGCACCGAGGCCCAGCUCGAGCAGGAGUUGCCCCGUUCGCUCGACGAGAAGGAACGCUCGCUCAACUCGAUGCUCUUCGACAAGGUGCUGUCCUUCUUCCAGUCCCACACCCUGCAAGUCAAGUUCCCGUCCAGCGAGGAAAUCAAGCGCUCGAUGGAGGAAGUUCGCGGAGGCGGCGGUGGCUUCGGAGGUGGCGGUGCCGGUGGUUUCGGAAACAAGGACAAGGACAAGAAGAACGGCCACUGGAUCAUGAUCCCGCUCCUGCUCGGCAGCACGCUCGUCCCGCUUGCCUUCGGUGCCCUCGCUCUGCUCGCCGGUAAGGCUCUGAUCGUGUCGAAGCUCGCCCUUGCGCUGGCCUCCAUCAUUGGCAUCAAGAAGCUGAUCUCGAGCGGUAGCGGCCAUCACGAGUCCGCCCAUGAGGUUGUGGUUUCCGGUGGACACGGUGGUGGCUGGGGACGCAUCGGUUCCGGCCAAGGACUCGCCUACAAUGGCUACGGACACUACGCUCAGUAA